AUGAGGUCCAUCCUGGUCAUCUCUCUCCUCAGUUGCUUCUUUGCGGCCUACGAGGCCAAAAUCUUCCCCAGAUGUGAGCUAGCCAAGAAGCUGAAGGCCCAGGGGCUGGAUGGCUACCAGGGCUACAGCCUGGCAAACUGGGUCUGCUUGGCUGAUCAUGAGAGUAGCUACAAUACUAAAGCCUUCAAUGGGAAAAAUUCUGAUGGCAGCAGUGACUAUGGGAUCUUCCAGCUGAACAACAGGUGGUGGUGCACAGACAGCAAGUAUCCCUCUGCGCACGGCUGCAACAUGGCAUGCAGUAAAUUUUUGGAUGACAACAUUGAUGAUGACAUCGCCUGUGCCAAGAGAGUUGUGAAAGAUCCCAAUGGGAUAAGUGCCUGGGUUGGCUGGGUUAAACACUGCAAAGGAAAAGAUUUGUCUAAGUACUUGGCUGGCUGCAAUCUGUGA
Molecule: messenger RNA, 447 nt
Organism: Sorex araneus (European shrew)
Lineage: Eukaryota; Metazoa; Chordata; Mammalia; Eulipotyphla; Soricidae
Product: lysozyme C, milk isozyme-like
Exons: 4
Coding region: 1-447 (148 amino acids)
Molecular function (GO): lysozyme activity
Source: RefSeq, a predicted model, not a curated record